UUUUUGCUGCUCAGUUGUUCACUGGAACCCGUAAAUCCAAUCAUAAUAAUUUACUAAUCAGUGUUAUUUAAAAAUUCAGGAAUUUUCCAGUGAUGGAAAGAGAACUGGAAUGAUAAUCAGAUUUUUUACUGAUUGACGAAGGGAAGAAGAGGAGAAUCAGGUGUGUUUUGUAAUGGCGUAGGCAACUGUCAAACGCUGUUUCUAUCUCCACUUUGUUUAAUGAAAUUAGAAAAUUAGGUAAAAAUGUCGAUCAAUUUAGACGUGAGGCUGAAGCGAGCGAGUAAGAUCUACCACGAAGGGUGACAAAUAGGUUAUUCAAGGAAACAGUGGCUGGAUUACUUCUGCUCCAAACGAGUUCUGAGGUCAAACACGAUGGAAUUUCCCUCACGAUGGAGGGAUCAGUCAAUUUGCAGUUGAGUUCUAAAAAUGUCGGGAUUUUUGAAGCUUUUUAUAACUCAGUGAAGCCCAUACAAUUGGUGCAAUAUACUCUAGCAGUAGCUCCGGCAGGAAAGAUUCCCAGUGGAAAAACAGAAAUCCCCUUUGAACUGCCCCUGAAGCCUCGUGGAUCGAGAACUCUACACGAAACUUAUCACGGAGUUUUCGUUAAUAUUCAGUACGUCAUACGAUGCGACAUAAAACGAAGUUUCCUUGCCAAGGACGUCAGCAAGUCCCUAGAAUUCAUGGUGGAGAACAAACUGGGACUGCCCAAGGAGAUUCCAGUGUCGAGUAAAACAGUCAACUUCAAGAUAAUGCCAGAGUCACUGCAGAAUAUCAGAGAUCGAGCCAAUGUUCCUCGUUUCUGCAUCACUGGCAAGAUUAAUUCGGUUAUUUGCAAACUCUCUGAGCCACUCACUGGAGAGGUGGUUAUUGAACGUUGUGAGACAACGAUCAAGUCCAUUGAACUGCAACUGGUGAGGGUGGAGACCUGUGGAUGUGCUGAGGGAUACUCCAGGGAUGCAACCGAAAUCCAGAAUAUACAGAUCGGCGAGGGGAAUGUUUGCAUUGGUUUACCCGUACCUAUUUACAUGAUAUUUCCGAGAUUAUUCACCUGUCCGACGUUGAGCACCAGUAACUUCAAAAUUGAAUUUGAAGUGAACCUGAUCGUCGUUUUCGAGGAUGACUACCUUGUAACGGAAAAUUUUCCCAUAAUCCUCGGUCGUCACUAACGGUGGCUAACGAAUUUGUAAAUUCUAAUAAAUCCACAAAGGUCAUUUGUAUAAAAAUGUACAUUAUCCGUUUUAUAUAAUUUUCUCGCGCGGUAUAAGACAUUCGUAAUGAAAAUAUUCGUAAAAAUAAAAUAUUUAAAAAACUGCCUAA
This is a messenger RNA of Diachasma alloeum, 1317 nucleotides long. Its product is annotated as Down syndrome critical region protein 3 homolog. Gene Ontology annotation, biological process: intracellular protein transport. The record is from RefSeq and is a predicted model, not a curated record. Bases 390 to 1166 code for a protein of 258 amino acids. Gene Ontology annotation, cellular component: endosome. The transcript has 5 exons. NCBI's taxonomy places the organism in Eukaryota, Metazoa, Arthropoda, Insecta, Hymenoptera, Braconidae.